Molecule: messenger RNA, 348 nt
Organism: Pelobates cultripes (western spadefoot toad)
Lineage: Eukaryota; Metazoa; Chordata; Amphibia; Anura; Pelobatidae
Source: the annotation of a GenBank genome assembly
AUGCGGGCUAAGAUGUCUGAAUUCUUGGACACCAUCCAGGCAACCAAAGCUGCAGAUACAAACCCUGACGGUGGAGCUAAGGAAAGAUAUCCAGGAUAUUGGAACCCGUACCUCACAUUUGGAAAUAACCUGGUGGACAAACUGAGUGAAAUGGAUAACAUGCUGGAAACGCAUAAGCUUAAAAUCACAGAUAUGGAGGAUAGGUCUAGGAGGAAUAACCUCCGCUUCCAAGGGAUGCCUGAAACAAUUACAAAUGCUGAGCUGAAUGAUUACCUUCAGGACUUAUUUCUCCAGAAGUACACCCGGACCAACUGUUCACAGAUAGAGCACAACGCCUCUGAAGGCUGA